Messenger RNA from Medicago truncatula (barrel medic), 1072 nucleotides. RefSeq names its product mitochondrial import inner membrane translocase subunit TIM17-2. The transcript has a single exon. Bases 133 to 765 code for a protein of 210 amino acids. The record is from RefSeq and is a predicted model, not a curated record. Gene Ontology annotation, biological process: protein import into mitochondrial matrix. NCBI's taxonomy places the organism in Eukaryota, Viridiplantae, Streptophyta, Magnoliopsida, Fabales, Fabaceae. Gene Ontology annotation, cellular component: TIM23 mitochondrial import inner membrane translocase complex. Gene Ontology annotation, molecular function: transmembrane protein transporter activity.
UAACAUUAUUAGUCGGCGUAUAAAAAGAGAACUUCGACCCUCUUUACUUCAUUCUUUUGUUCUCUCUCUUUCUCCUCUCACGCACCAAAACCCUAAUACCCAAAUUCACUUUUCGAUCAAAUCAAUCAAAACAUGGGAACACCUGAAACCUCACGCGAGCCUUGUCCCGAUCGCAUCCUCGACGACAUCGGCGGCGCGUUUGGUAUGGGUGCCGUCGGUGGCUCCGCCUUCCACUUUCUCAAAGGUCUCUACAAUUCCCCCAAAGGAGCACGUUUCACCGGCGCAACACAAGCUGUUCGUCUCAACGCACCUCGAAUCGGUGGUAGUUUCGCUGUUUGGGGUGGUUUAUUCUCAACUUUUGAUUGUACUAUGGUUUACGUGAGACAAAAGGAAGAUCCGUGGAAUUCUAUUGUUGCUGGUGCUGCUACUGGUGGUUUUCUUGCUAUGCGUCAGGGUUUAGCUGCUUCUGCGCGAUCAGCGGCAUUUGGUGGUGUGCUUUUAGCGUUGAUUGAGGGGGCUGGUAUUGCUUUGAAUAAGUUUUUGAGUGCUCAACAGCCUUUGCCGAUGAUGAUCGAGGAUAUGCCGCCAGAGAAUUCGAAUUCAAAUGCAAAUUCGGAGGAAAACAAAGGUGGGAAGCCGUGGUUUGGUGGAUUUGGUGGAAUUUUUGGACAGAAGGAGGAAGAGAAGAUUGGUGGUGGUGGAAGUGAGGUGAAGGUUUUGGAGAGUUUUGAUGCGCCUCCUGUGCCGAAUUUUGAGUAUAAGUGAUUAUGAAUUAGAGUUUUGAGGUAGUGAAUUUGUGUUUUGAAAAUUUAAAUUUGAGAAAAUUAGGGUUUGGUUUGAACCUUGAUUGAUGUUGGUUGCUUAUUAGCUAUGAUACUAAUGAAGUAUUUAUAAGAGUUAUCUGGUUUAUGGCUGUUUUGAAAUUGAUAAUCAUAUGUAAUAAGUUUAGCGGUAGACUUUUAUUAUAAUGUUAAUGAUAUUUUUUUAAUGUUGUUAUGAUUAAUGUAAGUACAGUAGAUUAUUAGUUGUUUAAUUAUGUUGAGUUUAAAUGAAUGUUCUUUGUUUGGUGUGU